AUGGCACCCAGGGGGGAGCGCGCCAAGCUGGGUCCGGGGCCGGAGAGGGGCCCGGGGGCGUGUCGAUGGGCGUGGCAUAAGAGGCCACGCCCACGGUCUGCGACAGCCUGGGACGUGCUGGAGGCCGGCCUCUCCCGUGCGCCUCCCGGCAGGCCAGGACGCGCCUCCACCCACAGCGUCCCGAGUGCGUUCAGGGCGGGUUCCCGGGAUCCAGUGGGGCGGCCCGAGGCUUUAAGGGGCUAUCGGCGCGUACUGCCCACAGCGCCGCCUAGCCGCUUUCUGCCGCCGCCCGGCCAGGCCCAUCCCGGCCCCGCCCGCUCCCGGAACUCCUGGAAUCCCGGGCCGCUGCCUUCGGGAGGGACGCGAGCAGUGGCCGGGCUAGCCCAGGCAGCCUGCGAGGACAAAAAGGCUCUCCACUCAUUUUCCCCCUGCUGGCUGGCUAUUAACUUUUCCGCAGUGUAUGCCACACAGACGGACCAACAGGCCGAGGCCAGGUCCUACCUCAGCGAGGAGAUGAUCGCUGAGUUCAAGGCUGCCUUUGACAUGUUUGAUGCUGAUGGUGGCGGGGACAUCAGCGUUAAAGAGCUGGGCACCGUGAUGAGGAUGCUAGGGCAGACACCCACCAAAGAGGAACUGGAUGCCAUCAUUGAGGAGGUGGAUGAGGAUGGCAGCGGUACCAUCGACUUUGAGGAGUUCUUGGUCAUGAUGGUGCGCCAGAUGAAAGAGGAUGCGAAAGGGAAGAGCGAGGAAGAGCUGGCAGAGUGUUUCCGCAUCUUUGACAGGAACGCAGACGGCUACAUUGAUGCUGAGGAGCUGGCUGAGAUUUUCCGAGCUUCUGGGGAGCACGUGACAGAUGAGGAGAUCGAAUCCCUGAUGAAGGACGGAGAUAAGAACAACGAUGGCCGCAUUGACUUCGACGAGUUCCUGAAGAUGAUGGAGGGCGUUCAGUAAGGAGCCGGCCUUCGUUUCCACCCAGAUCGCAGGUCCCCUGGGU
This is a messenger RNA of Microtus ochrogaster (prairie vole), 994 nucleotides long. It is a transcript of the gene Tnnc2, whose product is annotated as troponin C2, fast skeletal type. The record is from RefSeq and is a predicted model, not a curated record. Gene Ontology annotation, molecular function: calcium ion binding. NCBI's taxonomy places the organism in Eukaryota, Metazoa, Chordata, Mammalia, Rodentia, Cricetidae. The transcript has 7 exons. The coding region runs from base 1 to 951 and encodes 316 amino acids. Gene Ontology annotation, cellular component: myosin II complex.